GUCUGUGUAUAAAGAGUUAUUUCAUCUAUUGGGACACCACAUUACAAACACAUUGAUUCCCCGAAGUGGGAAGUGAAACCAGCUUUAGGUACUUGAAACAAAGCCUUAUUGAGCACCUGGACAUUCUUCUUGUGGUUUGUCAUGAGUGGUUGUGGUUUGUCAUAACAGAGUGCUGGACUGUAAGAGAUAAGAAGAUUAAAACUGUCAUCGGCUGCCUGAGUUGACCUUGUCUGGGGAUCGUUAGUGGGUUUAGUUUAGCGUCUGGAUCCGGUGUGAUACAGCUGCACUCAGAAUGACUAUAGUGGUUGUAUGGCUCUUCAUUGUGGCUGGAACGUGCUACAGCGUUCUCUGUUCAGGUAAGUUGUGUUAAUUGACUGAUAUUAUACGUUUAUUUGUGUUCAUAUGUCUGAAAGUUUGGCUGCCAUACUGCAUUGUCUGUACACAUCUACAUUGGCAACAUAUGCUUCUAUCAUUAAACUUAGAGCUCAAUUUAACAAAAAAUUCACUAGUAUUUAGCUGGUGUACGAUACAUUAAAUACCCCAAGAUAGUAUGAAUAUGAGUAUGAAUGAAGCCCCAGGUGACUGUUUGCACUGAGUUUGUUGUAGCAUGAACGAAAAACAUUUGUUUUGGUUUCAGAGAACCACCUGCGGGACAUGGACAGUUUUAUCAGUGCCGUUGAGCAGGCUGAGGACUCUAACCCAGACCUGUCACCACUAGCCCUGGUGAGGAGCCUCCGUAGGACGGCCGGACACGAGGAUCCACUCACCCUGCACUUCCUGGGGGCCUCCAACAACAUCAGCCACACCCACAACUCUGUGUUCAACGCCACUCUCUUUGGCUUCUUCGACAAAGCCAUCCAACAUUUUGUGACGGACCGUGGUGCAGAGAGAGGGGUCGUUCUGACCCAAGAUGGCACCACAGUGGCCAUCGCUCCCAUGCUUCUAGGCAUCGAGGUGGGGCUGAAAGCUAAGCUGGAAGGCACCCCUCCUCUGGGCAUGUUUCCCCUCACCUUGGCCAAAAACCUAGGGUUGUCGUUCCUUAGCCUCCAGGACUUUCCACCCGCUCAGCGUCUGGGGCCGGACGGCUGCUGGGACAACGUGGCCCACCCCAGGGUGUUCCAGCUAUCGCGUGUGCCCACCCUGGCCACCGAUGCCCUCAUCAACGGGGGAAUGGAUGGGUCCAUCUUGGGCAUGGACCUUGCCACCCUGGCCCCCUCUGAACAGCCUGGUAAACUCAGCGAGGUGCUGAAGGGUUACUACAACCAUGUACUGGAUGGGCAGGACCUGGGGGUUGUAUACAGCCACAUCAGCCCCAAGCGCAGGGAGAUUUCCCAAGCCCUGCUGGGAACCCUGGACACCCAGAGGCAGGUGAUGGAGACCCUAUACUUGGUGUGGAGGCUGGAGGACACUCAGUGGAUAGCCAAUGAUACAGGGGUGGAAAAAGCAGUGAGAGACGGAAUGCUGGAAUUUGUCCACAGAUACUGGGGUGAGUCUCGAGAUGGGGAAGAGGGAAUAAUUUACCCCUGUAAUUAUGAAAUUGUAGGUGAUGAAUGGCUAUUAAUUUGAAGUCUACAGAAAAUUGGUCUGUAGAUAUGAAGAGUAAUUGAACCUGUUCUACUCUGGUUCAACCUCUCCUCUCCAGACUGCCCUCCCAUCAUCCCACGGUGUCAGUGGGGGGCGGCACCCUACCGAGGGUCUCCCUUCCCUCUUGCCCUGCCCCUCCCCUUCCUGUACAUCCACCACACCUACCAGCCAGACAGGCCCUGUCGCUCCUUCCGGCAAUGCUCCAGGAACAUGAGGGCCAUGCAGCGCUUCCACCAAGAAGACCGCGGCUGGGCCGACAUUGGAUAUAGGUGACCUUUGACCCCCUCAUCCAUUACAAGAUUUUAACAAACCCUUUACACUAAGCUUCAUAGAUGGAGACAAGUGUACUGUGUCAGCCAAAAAUUACUGAAGCAGUCAUAUCAUAGCAAAUCUUGACAUGAUAUUACACAGUAUAACUUGAAGCAAUAUAUAAUGACAAGAUGCUAUAACAGGAAUCAGGGUUGUGAGAUAAUGCAAUUUGUUUUAUCACUCCAACUCCUAAAUGUAUGUUCCCCUCAGCUUUGUGGUGGGUUCUGACGGGUACAUCUACGAGGGGCGCGGCUGGCAUCACCUUGGCACCCACACCAGGGGGCAGAACUCUUACGGUUAUGGCGUGGCCUUCAUCGGCAACUACUCCUCCUCUCUGCCCUCGCGCCACACCCUGGAUCUGGUGCGCCAACACCUGGCCAAGUGUGCAGUGGAUGGCGGGCGCCUGCAGUCCAACUUCACCCUCUACGGGCACCGGCAGUUGGUGGACACCUCCUGUCCAGGAGACGCACUCUACUCAGAGAUCAGGGGCUGGGAGCACUUUGGGGUGAGAGACUGGUCAGUAUUAUAGGCUACUAUACUGUUAGUCAAUGUCAAAUGUAUCAUUUUAAUACAUACACGAUCAAAAGAGCAUCACAGUUGCGCCAGAACACCGGAACACUAUUCAGUCAUAAUACAAUUGUGCCCUUUUUCAUACAUUAGACAUUAGUGAUAAACACCAACAUUGAGCUGUUUGUGCACUGUUGAUAUUGAUGCUGCUGACACAUUUUGAUCCUGUGUUAUCUUGAUCACUCAUUAUAGCAAUAUUUUACAGGAAACCAGCUCAUUGAAAAAGGACCAAUGAAGAAGACAAGCAUGUAAAAAGCAGUGUGGAAUAAAACCAAUUUUGUCAAAAUGUCUCAUUGGAUUGUAUGGGGGUAUCAAUUUGUUAUGUCCAUGAUAAUAGUGUGUUUUAGAGUUAUAACGUUGUAUAACGCUCACCCUCUUGGUUGUCACUGCUUCACAUUACAGUAUUGUAACACAACAGAGAGACGUACAGUUGAAGUCGGAAGUUU
Molecule: messenger RNA, 2906 nt
Organism: Coregonus sp. 'balchen'
Lineage: Eukaryota; Metazoa; Chordata; Actinopteri; Salmoniformes; Salmonidae
Source: the annotation of a GenBank genome assembly